AGAGAGAGCGAGAGAGAGAGAGGGGAAAUAUAAAAGGAAACAGCAAGAGAGAGAAAGGUGUAAGAGGCGAUCGAUUCCCGUAAGACUCGCCAUGUCCUCGAGAGCGCUUUCUGUGGCUCUGCUCGCUGUGACUCUCGCUGGAUUCCUGCAAGGGAAGGGGGUUCAGAUGCAGAGGGACGUUCAGUGCUGCAUGCGGUAUUCCCAGGAAAAGGUCCGAGCAAAGGAUGUGCUGAGGUUCGAAGUGCAGACAGAAGGGCCAGACUGCAGCAUACAGGCUAUCAUCCUGUACACCAAGAAAUCCGUGAAGUGUGCUGACCCCAGGGAUAAGAGAGUGAAGAGGUUAAUGAGGAAGCUGAUCCAGAGGCAGAGAAGCAAGGCCCACACCACUAUGUGGCUCCACCCACACAGGAAUCUGCCGGCCAUGGCUGAGGCCAAGUAAAAUACCCUGAGGCGACAGUCAUAAACGAAGUUGGACUCUUCGACUGUUUAUUUGUCCUUGCCGUUCUUUUGGAUAUACAUAGAGGCCAGGCUUCUUUAUAAUACUGUAUGCAAUUCACACGCUUUGAUAUGUAGCAAAGUCUCCAGACCAUGGUUAAAGAACUGUUGUUGAAUAUACCAAAGCAUUCCACUAGUUAUGCUUUAUUUAAUUUUUAAGAACAGUUUUAUUAUCUGUAGCUAUUUCUUGUAAAUUCUAUGCCUGGUUAGGAGCCCGGCUAAGUCAUAAAAGAUACUAUGAUAUAUGAUUAUGUAGAAUAAGGGAUGUAGGGGAAAAAACUUUAAGAAAUUAAGUGCUCUGUUUUAAAUUUUUAUAAAUAAAUCCUUUAAAAAACA
Paramormyrops kingsleyae is the source of this 831-nucleotide messenger RNA. It is a transcript of the gene ccl44, whose product is annotated as chemokine (C-C motif) ligand 44. NCBI's taxonomy places the organism in Eukaryota, Metazoa, Chordata, Actinopteri, Osteoglossiformes, Mormyridae. Gene Ontology annotation, molecular function: chemokine activity. Gene Ontology annotation, biological process: immune response. The record is from RefSeq and is a predicted model, not a curated record. Gene Ontology annotation, cellular component: extracellular region.